Periconia digitata is the source of this 2876-nucleotide messenger RNA. NCBI's taxonomy places the organism in Eukaryota, Fungi, Ascomycota, Dothideomycetes, Pleosporales, Periconiaceae. The record is from the annotation of a GenBank genome assembly.
CUCCAAACUUUCUCCCAUCUGAUACCAUAAUCAUUUCUUUCCUUCUCCCAACUCUCACCCACAAACACAAUUCCAGUAUGGCAUCUCGUCCGGAACUCAAGGUCGACGACGAAGGCGGUUUCUGUAAAUUUUUCCGUGGUCUGGAAGAGAAAGACGAUACUGUACGGAUAUUCGACAGAGGCGACUACUACAGUGCGCAUGGAGAAGAUGCAAAACUCAUCGCAGAGAAUGUAUACCGAACGACAGCAGUAAUCCGUAAAUUGGGCCGCGAGCCUGGCCUCGAAUCGGUGACGAUGACGACAAUGGUGUACCGCAACUUCCUACGAGAAGCGCUCUUCAGAUUAAGCAAGCGGAUAGAGAUAUGGCAGUCUUCGGGACGAAUGGCAUGGAAGGUGGUAAAGCAGGCUUCACCGGGAAACCUGCAAGACAUUGAGGAUGAGCUAGGUGGUCAGAUUGAGAACGCGCCCAUCAUGUUGGCGGUCAAGAUUUCUGCAAAAGCAUCGGAAGCUCGACAGGUCGGUGUCUGCUUUGCGGAUGCGAGCGUGCGGGAAUUGGGCGUCACGGAGUUCUUGGACAACGACCUCUACUCAAACUUCGAAUCAUUACUCAUUCAGUUGGGCGUAAAAGAGUGUUUGGUACAAACAGACGGCGCGAAGAAAGAUGCCGAACUCGCUAAAAUCAGGACGAUUGCCGAUAAUUGUGGGUGUGCUAUCGCAGAGCGCGGUUCCGCCGACUUUGGCACAAAAGACAUAGAGCAGGACCUUUCGCGACUGUUGAAGGAUGAACGGGCAGCAGGAACUUCGCCUCUGGCGGAUAUGAAGUUCGCCAUGGGAGCUGCGGCAGCACUGAUCAAAUAUCUGGGCGUCAUGUCCGACUCGUCGAAUUUCGGGCAGUAUCAGCUCUACCAACACGAUCUCUCCCAGUAUAUGAAAUUGGAUGCGGCGGCACUCAAGGCACUCAACCUCAUGCCUGGACCCCGAGAUGGCGCGAAAUCGAUGAGCUUGUACGGCCUACUAAAUCACUGCAAGACCCCGACCGGAAGUCGAUUGCUUGCGCAAUGGCUGAAGCAGCCGCUCAUGAAUGUAGAAGAUAUCGAGCGGAGGCAGCAACUGGUGGAAGCCUUUGUUAACGACACCGAAUUGCGUCAAACCAUGCAAGAGGAGCAUCUCCGCGCUAUACCUGAUCUCUACCGUCUGGCGAAAAAGUUCCAGAGGAAGGCUGCUAACCUUGAAGACGUCGUGCGAACUUAUCAAGUCAUCAUCCGACUUCCCGGCUUUCUUGCAACCCUCGAAUCUGUAAUGGAUGAGCAAUACAAGGAUCCACUCGAUGACGAGUAUACCACCAAACUGCGUCAGUAUUCCGAUGCUUUUGCAAAACUCCAGGAAAUGGUCGAGACUACCGUCGAUCUGGAUGCGCUGGACAACCACGAAUUUAUCAUCAAGCCAGAAUUUGACGAGUCACUACGCACAAUACGGAAACGUCUGGACAAGCUCAAAAAUGAAAUGGACAACGAACACUACAGCGUUGGCCGUGAUCUCAACCAAGAUAUCGAGAAGAAGCUGUUCCUGGAGAAUCAUCGUGUCCAUGGUUGGUGUUUCCGACUCACUCGCAACGAAGCAGCAUGCAUACGACAGAAGAAACAGUAUAGGGAAUGCUCGACACAGAAGAACGGCGUCUACUUCACUACCGAUACACUCCAAGCCAAGCGACGAGAAUUUGACCAGCUGUCCGAAAACUACAAUCGGACACAAUCAGGACUAGUCAAUGAGGUUGUCCUAGUUGCAUCUUCUUACGUCCCAGUAGUAGAGAAGCUGGCUGCUGUCCUGGCCCAUCUCGAUGUCAUUGUUGCCUUUGCACACGUCUCUGUCCACGCCCCAACCUCUUACACGCGCCCAAAGAUGCACCCAAGGGGAACGGGAGACACCAUCCUCACAGAAGCACGCCACCCAUGCAUGGAAAUGCAAGACGAUGUAUCCUUCAUCACCAACGACGUCAGCCUCGUGCGCGACUCGAGCGAAUUCCUCAUCAUCACUGGCCCCAACAUGGGCGGUAAGUCGACCUACAUCCGCCAGAUCGGCGUCAUCGCCCUCAUGGCGCAAAUCGGCUGCUUCGUGCCCGCCUCGUCGGCCGAACUCAGCAUCUUCGACAGCAUCCUUGCGCGCGUCGGCGCCAGCGACAGCCAGAUCAAAGGCGUCUCGACCUUUAUGGCGGAAAUGCUCGAAACGGCGAAUAUCCUCAAAUCCGCGACCAAGGAAUCCCUCAUCAUCAUCGACGAACUGGGUCGCGGGACGAGCACCUACGACGGCUUCGGCCUCGCCUGGGCAAUCUCGGAGCACAUUGUCAAGGAAAUCGGCGCGUUUGCCCUCUUCGCCACCCAUUUCCACGAACUCACCGCGCUGGCGAAUACGUACCGCCAGGUGCAGAACCUGCACGUCGUCGCGCACAUUACCGAGACCGCCGCCUCCGCCUCCGCCUCCUCCGAAGAAGUAGCAGCAGCAGGAGAUGCGCCAACAGAGAAGAAGAAGCGCCAAGUCACGCUCCUCUACAAAGUCCAGCCAGGCGUCUGCGACCAAUCCUUCGGCAUCCACGUCGCAGAGCUCGUCCGCUUCCCGCAAAAAGUCGUCAACAUGGCCAAACGCAAAGCCGACGAGCUCGAGGACUUCUCGGGCAAACACGAACAAGACUACAUCCAGGCCAGCAAGCAGGAUGUCGAGGACGGCAGCCGCUUGCUCAAGGACGUCCUGGCCAGGUGGAAGGCCGAAGUCGAGACCCGCGGGUUGGAUAGGAAGCAGCAGGUGCAGAGGAUGAAGGAGCUUGUUCUCGCUGAGGAGGGGUUGGUGGCGAAUGGGUUCUUCAAGGGGAUUCUGGCGUUGUGA